AGCCUGAUCCGCCCGUCGCCGAGUCGCUGCGCCUGCCAGUCCGGAAGCCACAGGAGGAGGAAUUUAAGGACGAAUACUGGCCAUUGUCCUUCUCAGACCUCCAAGCUGCGCCAUGCUUGCUCUCCGAAGCGGCCUGGCUAGGGCCUUGUCCCCGCGGACGCUGGCGCCUCAGGUGAAUUGGAGGUUAUUGCUGCUGAAAAUGAACCCUAACUUGAAGAUGAGCGAACAUGAAGCACUCAUGAUUCCACCCCAGCAUAGUUCUAGUUUCUGGCUUGCAAUAAAAAUUGCCUCUCUCCAUACACAUAACAAUUACCUCACUGCUGUUUAACCUCUCCUGGUUACUGUUUCUUACUCUUGUGAAAGAUAACAAAAUUAUGUGCCUUAACCACAUUUUUGUUUGCAAAUACAAAUUCCCUGAUAAUCAACUAAAAAAGCAGUUACAGUUAACCCACUGGCCCAUUUCCUGGUAUAUUUUAUAAUAUUUCUUAAACCAUAAUACCAGGCCAUUGUUUAUUAAGAUUUGAUUAAAAUGACACAAAAAAGCAUGUCCAUGAAAAGUAGGAGUACCUCUAGUUGUUUUAGGUGGGAAUAUCUGCUUUCCUUUUAAGCUUAGAUACUUGGGCAACAGGAGCGUAACUCAAAGGGGCUCAUUAGUGGAAUGACUCAAGUAGAUAAUUAUAAGUUUGACAUACACAGUAAAAUAUAUAGGCAGUUGUGUGUUAAAACCAAAAACAUGUCAGAGAAAGGAGCCUACUGGUUUCAUUUAUGUAUAGCUUUGACUGUACUGAAACUUGGAAUAGAUAAUUCUGAUUGAUUAAUAUGCUUAUAUUGGUACAUGACAACCAAACCUACCAUAAAAUGGGACUAAUAAACACAAAUGCCAUAACACUGUGUGUGUGUACUUGUGAAUAUAUGUAUUUACACAGAUUCACAUAGUGGAUAAUUUCUGGCAAGGCAUUUCUUUAAGUUCACUAAAACUCUAGAGAUUAAACAGAACAAAAAUUUACAUAGUGAACAUAUAUCUAAUACAAAAAGAACUAAUAGUUCUUAAGGGAUAUUUCCAUCAACCUGGUAUACAUGGAGAGAUUAAACACCGACUCCACAUUGCUUCUGUAAUUAAACCUAAUGAUGAUGCAGACAGUUCUUACCCAUUGAUGUAUCCUUUAGAGCAUUCAUACAGUCUACCACCAUGUUACUAGAUUAUGAUUCUUUUAUUAUUAGUUACGUUCCAGCCCUAUUUUGUAUAAAACCAGUGAUCUAUUUCAUUGAAUUUGGAAAAUACUUUGACCUGAAUAGCGAUUUCUGUUUUUAAAAAAGGUUUUUUUAUGGUAAAUACAUUUCCAUUAUUCCUGCCAAAACACCUGUAUUUUUUACAGCAUUCACUUAAAUGCAUAACUUUAACACAUGGAGUGUUGACUAAAAAUGGAAUAUGGGCUAAAUAAGGUAUGUUCAUCUUUUGCUACAGGCCCCAGACAAUAUGAUAGAACAUUCUAUGAGUUUCGUACUUAUUGCCUUAAACCUUCAAAGAUGAAUGAGUUUCUGGAAGAGGUAAAGAAAAACAUACAUCUUCGGACAGCUCACUCUGAGUUGAUUGGAUUCUGGACUGUAGAAUUUGGAGGCAGAAUGAAUAAAGUGUUUCACAUUUGGAAGUAUGACAAUUUUGCUCAUAGAUCUCAGGUUCGGGGGGAAGCUGUGGCCAAAGAUAAGGAAUGGCAAGAAAAAUUUCUCAUCCCAAAUCUGGCUCAUAUUUAUAAACAAGAGAUUGAAAUUACUUAUCUGGUGCCAUGGUGCAAAUUAGAAAAACCUCCUAAAGAAGGAGUCUAUGAGUUGGUUAUUUUUCAGAUGAAACCAGGAGGGCCAGCCCUGUGGGGUGAUGCAUUUAAAAGGGCAGUUAAUGCCCAUGUAGAUCUAGGUUACUCAAAACUAGUUGGAGUUUUCCACACCGAAUAUGGAGCACUCAACAGAGUUCACGUUCUUUGGUGGCACGAGAGUGCAGACAGUCGUGCAGCCGGGAGACAUCAGUCUCACGAGGAUCCCAGGGUCGUGGCAGCUGUUCGGGAAAGUGUCAAUUACCUAGUGUCUCAGCAAAAUAUGUUUCUGAUUCCUACAUCAUAUUCGCCAUUGAAAUAAUUUUCCACUGAAACACAAAGCAUUUCAUGAACAAGCAAAGUGUGUCUGCUAAUGGUGCUUAAAUUUUCCCAAGAAAGUCUUAGUUUUAUUUGGAGAAAGUAGUAAGUUAAUUUGCUACAUCUCUGCAUUUUUAAUGCUACCUCUGCCUUCUGUCACUACCACCUCAGGAUAGUUCUCUUCAUUUUCCUUACAGCAUUUUGGUGUCUAUUAUAUAUUAGAAAUAUAUAUAUUUAUAUAUACUUACAGGGAUAUAUAAGUAUAUUGCCACUACUUCAUGAUCUUGAUUUUUCAUUUUUUUCAGAAUAUCUUGUUCUCUAUUUUAACAACCCUUUGCUUGAAAGUAUUUUCUUAUAUUCGUAUGAUGAUUUACAUUUCUGUGCCAGACAAUAUUUUUAAAUUAUUUAUAUAUGAUGUCUAUCUUUUGAUCAUGUCUGUUUUAGGUGAGAUUUAAAAAAAAAAAAUUUGCCCAGUAAAAUUUACUUCACAACAUUAAAUGGGAUUCAUCAGAAUAUUAGAUCAAAUGUAUUUCUUUGCCUUGAGAAGGUACGGUAUCACUUGUAUCAUCUGAAUUAAUUAUAUUUUCACAUUAAUUAUUAGUCACUCAUUUGGAAAUAAAGUAACUAGGUCUGUGUUUUUUAAAAAAACUUCAGAAGACUUGUAUUUGCUGAAAUAUGUGCAUUUAUAGUUCUGUUAAUUUUUGUUCAUUUUGGAUAACUAUUUAAUGAAGAUCCUUGGGACAUUUAUUUGUUUUAAAGAGAUCUUUAUAUUUAUGGAAAUGCUUGCCCUAAUAAAAGCCUACAUAUGCAUACUGGGA
Molecule: messenger RNA, 2944 nt
Organism: Sus scrofa (pig)
Lineage: Eukaryota; Metazoa; Chordata; Mammalia; Artiodactyla; Suidae
Product: protein NipSnap homolog 3A
Cellular component (GO): mitochondrion
Source: RefSeq, a predicted model, not a curated record